GAGCCGCAUCCAGCAGUGGACGAACACGCUCCGGUAGACCUUUCCUUGUUCCUUUUUUUGCUAAAUUUUCAACCUGCGGCCGCCCACGCUCACUCGAUCGGAGACAUACCAACGCAAAUAGGCUCAACAAUACCUACUUGGAAUAGUUCGUGUUUAACGAUUUUCUCCAAGUAACCAAAGUCCAGUAUGUCCAUGAUGUCGGGACCGAGUUUUGCGGCCUAUAAUUCGUGGUCGGCCCAGGCUGGUGGUUUUGGCAACCAAACGGUUGUCGACAAGGUACCAGCGGAAAUGCUCUACCUGGUCGAUUCGCACUGGUACCAAUUCCCCCCUAUGAACCCCCUGUGGCACGGCAUCUUGGGAUUCGUAAUCGCGGUCCUUGGCUUCGUUUCAGUCGUCGGAAAUGGAAUGGUCGUUUACAUUUUCUGCUCUACCAAGUCGCUACGAACGCCGAGCAACCUGCUGGUCGUUAAUUUGGCGUUCUCCGACUUCCUCAUGAUGUUCACCAUGUCUCCACCUAUGGUGAUCAACUGCUACUACGAAACUUGGGUGUUCGGACCUCUGAUGUGCGAGGUGUACGCGAUGCUUGGUUCCCUGUUCGGAUGUGGUUCUAUCUGGACCAUGACGGCAAUUGCCUUCGACAGGUACAAUGUUAUUGUAAAGGGUUUGGCAGCGAAACCAAUGAAUAUCAAGGGCGCGCUCCUCCGAAUUCUCGGAAUAUGGUUGUUCGCCGGCAUAUGGACGGUUGCCCCGAUGCUCGGCUGGAACAGAUACGUUCCCGAAGGCAACAUGACCGCUUGCGGAACAGAUUAUCUAACCAAGGAUUGGGUAUCGAGGUCCUACAUCGUGGUGUACAGUUUCUUCGUUUACUACAUGCCGCUCUUCCUGAUCAUCUACAGCUACUUCUUCAUCAUCCAGGCCGUAUCUGCUCACGAAAAGUCGAUGCGAGAGCAGGCGAAAAAAAUGAACGUCGCUUCCUUGAGGUCGUCCGACAACGCGAACACCAGCGCCGAAUGCAAACUGGCAAAGAUCGCUCUAAUGACCAUCUCCUUGUGGUUCAUGGCGUGGACGCCAUAUCUGGUAAUCAAUUAUGCCGGAGUUUUCGAAACCGCUAAAAUCACCCCUCUUUUCACGAUCUGGGGUUCUCUCUUUGCCAAGGCCAACGCUGUCUACAAUCCGAUCGUCUACGGUAUCAGCCACCCUAAAUACCGGGCAGCACUCUUCCAGAAGUUCCCAUCUCUGGCUUGCGGUGGAGCAGAACCCGGACAUGGCGAUGCCACGUCCACGGUAUCCGGCGUCACAACUCUCACCGACAACGAAAAACCAGCCGCAUAAAAUCCAUCAUUACCUAACGACGAAGGAACUGCUAUUUGCAACGUGUGAUUUAUUGUUUUGCAAUAUUCGAGAAAGAAAAAACAAAAUUUUUUCAAAUUUAAGAACUAAAUGAAAACGUUUUAUAGUAGCGAGAUAUUUUUUAUACAUACUUCUUUUAAAACCGUAGUUGCAAUAUAUUUCGGAGCAAAAGAACCGGAAGUGACAAAAAGAAGAACACACCGUUGCAAAUAGCUGAGAAAAUUUACCAUCUUGUUGCAGGGAGAUCUACCGAGGUCACUGAUAUUGAUCCCUUGAUGAUAGACAGCCGCAAUAAUUUUCGAAUCUACUAAAAAAGGUGGGAGGGGGAGAGAUAAAGACGCGGGCAGGCAAAUUAAGUAAUA
This is a messenger RNA of Athalia rosae (coleseed sawfly), 1712 nucleotides long. RefSeq names its product rhodopsin (gene Lop1). Gene Ontology annotation, molecular function: G protein-coupled receptor activity. Gene Ontology annotation, cellular component: membrane. The record is from RefSeq and is marked provisional. NCBI's taxonomy places the organism in Eukaryota, Metazoa, Arthropoda, Insecta, Hymenoptera, Athaliidae. Gene Ontology annotation, biological process: visual perception; G protein-coupled receptor signaling pathway; phototransduction.